GGUGAUAAAAUUCUGUUGUUGUUAUCUCAGGUCAAAUUGUCCAGUCAUUGUGCUGGCGGAUCGGGUUGUAGCUAAAGUUAUUCUGCAACUGUAAAAUGAAGGUUUUGUACCUGUGUCUUUUCGCGGCACUUGCUUUGGCAUCUGAUGCACUCGUCCGAAUUCCGUUGAGGAAGUUCCGUUCCAUCAGGCGUACCCUGACUGACUCGGGGAGGGCAGCAGAAGAGCUGUUGGCCGGGAAGGAACACACUAAGUACAGUAACCUGGGCUUCCCCUCCUCCAGCAAUGGACCCACUCCAGAAACCCUGAAGAACUUUAUGGAUGCUCAGUACUACGGUGAGAUCGGCCUGGGGACUCCCGUCCAGACAUUCACUGUGGUGUUUGAUACAGGCUCCUCCAACUUGUGGGUCCCUUCUAUCCACUGCUCCUUCACAGACAUCGCCUGCUUGCUUCACCACAAGUAUAACGGUGCCAAGUCCAGCACGUAUGUAAAGAAUGGAACGGCCUUCGCCAUCCAGUAUGGGUCUGGCAGUCUGUCUGGGUACCUCAGCCAAGACACAUGCACGAUUGGAGGCCUGUCCAUAGAGGAACAGGGGUUCGGUGAGGCCAUCAAGCAGCCUGGUAUAGCCUUCAUCGCUGCUAAGUUUGAUGGCAUCCUGGGCAUGGCCUACCCCCGUAUCUCUGUGGACGGGGUCGCUCCACCGUUCGACAACAUCAUGAGCCAGAAGAAAGUAGAGCAGAACGUCUUCUCCUUCUACCUCAACAGGAACCCAGACUCUGAGCCCGGCGGUGAGCUCCUACUGGGAGGAACUGACCCCAAGUACUACAGUGGAGACUUCCAAUACCUCAACGUCAGCCGCCAGGCCUACUGGCAGAUCCACAUGGACGGGAUGGCUGUGGGGAGCCAGCUGAGUCUGUGUAAGGGAGGCUGUGAGGCCAUCGUGGACACCGGCACGUCCCUCAUCACCGGCCCCGUGGCCGAGGUCAAGGUCCUGCAGAAGGCCAUCGGAGCAACCCCACUCAUCCAGGGAGAGUACAUGGUGAACUGUGAUAAGAUUCCCACCAUGCCUGUCAUCACAUUCAACCUGGGAGGACAGUCCUACAGUCUGACUGCAGAGCAGUACGUCCUCAAGGAGAGCCAGGCUGGUAAGACCAUCUGCCUGAGUGGCUUCAUGGGCCUGGACAUCCCCGCCCCCGCCGGGCCGCUGUGGAUCCUGGGAGAUGUAUUCAUUGGCCAAUACUACACUGUGUUUGACCGUGACAACAACAGGGUGGGCUUCGCUAAGUCCAAGUAGAACUACAACCAUGGCUACGUCCUCUUUCUCCACUAUCCAUCAUCUACCCUUCUCUUGAAGUCCAAGUAGAACUACAACCAUGGCUACGUCCUCAUUCUCCACUAUCCAUCAUCUACCCUUCUCCUGAAGUCCAAGUAGAACUACAACCAUGGCUACGUCCUCAUUCUCCACUAUCCAUCAUCUACCCUUCUCCUGAAGUCCAAGUAGAACUACAACCAUGGCUACGUCCUCAUUCUCCACUAUCCAUCAUCUACCCUUCUCCUGAAGUGUACACUUGUUCUGCACACUACUUGUCAUGGAUUUGGAGAAUUGGGAAGCAGUCAAUGUUUUGCGGUACGUUUUAAAGUGGAUGAAGAUUUUAGACAGGCAAAAUCAAAGUGUGGGGGAAAGACACUACUUGUAACUUGCACAAGCUUUCCGUUGCUUUAAUGAAAUCUUUUAAACUAGCAAUUAGAUUUGUGUCGAGUUCAAAUGCACUGAUCUAAACAAGCAUUAAUUAGAGUUAUUUGCUGUGAAAGUGAAGCAGAAAACAUGGUGUUGGAGGUACAGGAUCGGGAGUCAAAGAUGACUAUCAGAACAGACCGUUUGAGUGUUACCAUCUCUGAGUGAUCUGCUGUACGUGUUAAAUCAGGGACUUGUUUUUUUUAAAGCAACCGAACAAUGUAACAUUUUAAUUUGCGUUUUGUAGGCAAUGGACCUAUUGUCAAUUACUUUUAAGAUGUAUCUUCAAAUGAUUGGAUUCAAUAAAAUGAUUGUAAAAAGUGAA
Molecule: messenger RNA, 2058 nt
Organism: Salvelinus namaycush (lake trout)
Lineage: Eukaryota; Metazoa; Chordata; Actinopteri; Salmoniformes; Salmonidae
Product: cathepsin D-like
Exons: 9
Coding region: 96-1292 (398 amino acids)
Biological process (GO): proteolysis
Cellular component (GO): lysosome
Molecular function (GO): aspartic-type endopeptidase activity
Source: RefSeq, a predicted model, not a curated record